AUGGAACAUAAAAUUAUCUGUAGAAUCUGCAAUUUGCCAAUAAAGAUUGAUUUUCUUAAAUUACACAACGAAACUUGCAAAACUCGUGCUGAGUAUAGAAGAAAGGAAAUCAAAUUGAAUUUACAAGUUGCCAAAGUUUGUGAAAAUGCUUAUAAAAAAAAGCACUAAAUUCAUUCAAGGGGUUAAAAAUAGUAUUGAAUUUCUAUCUAAAAUAGUCUUAAUAGUCUUCGAUUGAAAUGGGAUUAGAUGUCACCUGAAUAUACAUAGGAAAUUUAUUAAGAAUAUAAAAUACUUCAAGUCUUAAUUUCUUAUGGUGAAAGAACAUUAAAUUCAGAGGUAGAUGCUAAAUGUAUUUUAAUAUAUAUUUAUAUUAGAUCAUCUUAUAUCUCAAAAUGAAUUCAUGUAAGCCUAACAAAUUAUAAGAAACCCUUAGAUUUUGAAUUUGAUAGAGCAAAUGAAUAGUCUGAUAAAUUAGAGAUUAGACUUAUGCUAUAAAAGUAUUAAAUUUUGUAAUCCUAGCAAAAUUUCAAAGCAUUCCCAGCAUUUCCUUUAGAUUAAGCAAGUUCAGUAAAGACAGUCCUAAAUCUAAUAGUGAAACUCAUAAUAAAAUGAACUCAUUUUCUGAUUAUUUGAAUUCUUCAAAGUAUAAAUUAUGACAUAAGUCAAGUUUUUCAGAAGAUACACAAUCAGAUAGAAAAAGUAUUUCUAGACCAGAUACUCCAGUCAAAUCAAAUUCUAUAAUCAAUAAUCUAAGAAAAAGAGGUAAAUUGUUAGAAUGGCCAAAGAGAUAGUCUACAUUUUCAUCAGAAGGUGAUUAAAUAUCAGAAAAACCAAAACUUAAACAAGAAAUAUAAAAGAAAAGUUAUUUUGCUAAAAGUGGAAGUUCAGAUAGUGAAACAGAUGAUAUUAUAGAUACUAUUGUAGUAGUAAAUAAAUCAACAUAAAGAGAGGAUGAUUCAAAUUUUGAAUCUGCUUGUUUUAUGGAAUUAUAAAGAGGAUACUUCUCUGAUACUGAAAUAAUUAGAUUAGAUGUUAAGAAUAAGAUAAAAGAAAGAAAUAUAGGUUUAAAAGACUUUAAUUUCAUAAGAUAAAUAGGAUAAGGUGCAUAUGGUAGUGUAUUUUUAGUAAAAAGAAUUAUAACAGGAGACUUAUAUGCAAUGAAAAUAAUUAAUUGUUGUAAUAAAAGAUUUGAAAGAUUGUUGGAAUAACUUAAAUAAGAGAGAAAUAUAUUUGAAAUUUUAACAGGUGAUUAUGUAGUCAAAGCUUAUUACUCUUUUUAACAUGAAUCAUCUUUAUGUUUUGCUUAAGAAUAUAUGAUUGGAGGAGAUUUCUCUAAAAUUCUCAUCAAUGAAGGAGUAAAUUAUUAAAUUUAUUCUAGGCUUUUGAUGAGAACAUUGCUAGACAUUAUUUUUCUGAAAUACUUAUAGCUUUAGAAUAUUUACAUAAUAAUAAUAUAAUACAUAGAGAUUUAAAACCAGAAAAUAUAUUGUUAGAUUAAUAAGGACAUAUUAAAUUAGCUGACUUUGGUCUUAGUGAAUUAGGAAUCAAUAAAAAAAUGAUUAAGUAAUGUAGUCAAUAGAGUUUUUCAUAAAGUGAUUUAUCUCCUUCACCAAUAUAUCAAAUGAAAAAGGGAAGAUCAUUUAAAAAGUCAAAUAUAAUUCCAGAGAAUGCUGAUAGAAGAAUAAUUGGAACUCCAGAUUAUAUUGCUCCUGAAAUUAUAAGUGGUUAAUCAUUUUCACAUAAAUCUUAAGAUUUUUGGUCACUUGGAAUUAUUUUAUAUGAAUUUCUAGUUGGUAUUCCUCCUUUUAAUGAUGAAUCUGUUGAAAAGAUUUAUCAAAAUAUAUUAAAAGGAGAUAUUGAAUGGCCUGAAAUUGGUAAUGAUCCAGAAGAAUAAAUAUCAUACUAAGCUUAUGAUUUGUUAAAAUAAUUAUUAAAUCCAGAUUUUACAUAAAGAUUAGGAUAUGUAUCAAUUGAUGAAAUAAAAAAUCAUCCAUUUUUAGCAUCAAUUAAUUGGGAAUAAUUGAGAAAUACUCCUGGUCCAAUAAUUCCUAAGAUUAAUUAGAAUUUUUAAACUUUUGAGAAUGUAACAGAAAAAGUUUAAAAGUUUUUAAAAAAAGGAGAAAGAAAAUAAAUAUAAAUUAUAAAUAAACUAUAAGAUGAAUUAGAAUAUUUAGAAAGAAUUGAUUUACUAGUGGCAAAGAAUGAAAAUGAAGCUUAAUUGAUUUAAUAAUAAUUAUAAUUAUUUUAAUGA
This is a messenger RNA of Paramecium pentaurelia, 2251 nucleotides long. Lineage: Eukaryota; Ciliophora; Oligohymenophorea; Peniculida; Parameciidae. The record is from the annotation of a GenBank genome assembly.